UAAGUAAGUAGGUUUUUGAAAAAUUAUUUUAUCUUAAUGCAAGAUACUUCAACCUGAAUUAUCUUGAAGAUUUGGAAGAUACAGUUAUAUUUAUACUCUAUAUUAAUAUGCAAACUUCUGCAAAUAAACAUUCAAUAACUACAGCAUUUAAAACGUACAACAUUCAAGCCAGUCUUGUCAAGUGACGAAGAGAUUUCAAUUUUUGAUUCUACACCGCAAACUGCCGAAUUUGCAUUGCAAGACGAUGACCAAGAUCCCCAAUCUCCCUUGGUAAGUCCCCCAGGUGGAUGUAAAUCAAUAGUUGCUUCGUGAGGGUUCAGAUAGCUUCUACACCUGAAUUUGAAAUCAGUAGCGCCAUAAUCGUCGCUGAAAGGUCCUUUAUACGGAAGUAGUCUUACUACAAAGGCUACCAUGUACAUUCCAUCAGGACAAUAGCUUGUACCAUACCAGACUCCAUCUUGAGCAGUACCAGAUUUAACACUUGUACCAGUAGUAUUAUCGUAAGGCCUCUUACAUUCUAAUCGAACAUUGUUCAAUGCGGUAUCGUCUCCACCAGCAGGAUCAACUCGAAGUUGUAUACCGUUGACGAAAUAACCGUGAGAACAAUAUUUAUAACCUUUCCAAUCUCCAAAUUGAAGAGUAUUUGAAUGUGUUAGUUCAUCGGAGAUUUGAAUUCCAUUAUUAAUUGCACAAGUUGUUCCACUGAAACCCCCUACACACAAACAUCGAAAAUGCUGCGAAUCAGAUGUUCUAACACACGAUCCAAAAUUUGUGCAAGGAUUAGGAUUACAACCGUCAUUUUGACAAAAUUUUCCAUAAAAUCCAGUGUUACAUAAACAUUUUCGGUUCCAGAUAUUAUAAUUACCAUUGUGAUAGCAAUCUGACACCGCAAUUUUAUUGUAAACUUUAUAAACUUUUGCUGUAGGAGUUGUACAAGAGGUAAUUAGAGAUGAAUGAUGAAAACAUCUUCGAUCUGAAGAAUAGGUCGCAGCAAAACAUCCUUUAUCUCUUGAACAGAGAGUAUAACAAAUAAACUCCCUAUUAGUAACGAACGUUUUGAUAAUAGAGCCAGGAGGACUUCCUGAUUUACAAUAAAGUCCUAAAAUAUGAAAAAUUGUCGCAAGUGAAAAAUUCCACAAACAUAAGAAUAUCAGAGUUCUGAAUACUAUUAUUCUGGCUGAAUGAGACAGAAACAUUUUCUCAAAUGGAAUAUAAGCAUAGUUUUUCACAUAUUAGUAUGUCCUAUUGAAUAGGAUGAUCAAUAAUAAAUCUAUAGAUAUUAAACUAAUCACAUGUGACCGUUUCUCUUAAGACAAUAAAAAAAAUAGAGUAAGAAACGCCUGAUAUUAGUUAUUAGUACUACUUGAAAGGUCGUACCAAUCGACGUUUAUCGAUAACUAAUGUCUUGUAGUUUUUCCCCAUUUCCUUGAAAAUGUUCAAUAAUAUGUCAAUGACUUCGAAGUUACCAAUAAAGAUCGCGUUUUUAAAACAAUAAGGUGAUAAUCGAUUGUCUUAUAAGAAAGCCGUAGUGAUUAAAACGUCUUAAUGUUAAUAAUUAAUAUUUUUUUUUUUGAAAGGUGAAAGACACUUUCAACAUUAUUCAAGUAUUAUCUAUUAGACAUACUAGAUGUCAGCACUCGUAUAUGAUAACUUGAUUCUUUUUUACUUUUUUCUUUACUACAACCAUUUAGCAUCUACUUUCAUACUUUAUUCGUAAUUUUAUACCCUAAAUGGCACAAGUGUUGACUAGAGCAUCCUUUUUCAGUUAUACAAACCUUACUUCUGUACCAUUUGUUUGUUUUACUAACUAAUAAUUUUGUAUAUAGAAUGUGUUAGCCUGCAAACUGUAAUAGUAUAGUUCCACAUAUAUAGUUUUUAAGAUAAUUUCUAGGCUAUUAUGAAAACGAAAGUCUCGCGGCACCAAGAUAAUAAGGAGAUAAUUUGUAGUAAGCAAUUCUUAGCCUCACGUCUUAUUUCUUAUUUGCGCAAACGUAUUUCUUUGUAAAGCUAACUUUGCUUUUGGAUUACGAAAAUCGCCUUCUAAGAAUUUUAAAUAUUUUUCAUUAUAGCAUUAAUCUCCUUCAGCCUUAAAAAAUAUGAGGUAAAUUAUACUUUAAUAAGCCUAUUACUACGUCCUAUUAACAGCAUUAAUUAAUAAUAAUGUGUGUUAUAAUAAGGGAUUUUCUCACUACGGUAUGUUCCUGUAAUUAAAAAAACCCCUCAAUUCAUCAAUUCUACUUCCUUAUAGAUUUCUUUAUAUUUCCCUCUCUUUUCUAUUCCUUUUUUUAUUUUUUUCUUCCCUCUCUCUCUCUCUCUCCCUAUAUUAUAAACCACCCUAAAAUAUAGCAGCUAUUUAUCCGGUCUAGUUUACUAGAUAUAUGAUUUGAGGGAGAUCGCUUGCAUAAAACUAUAUGAAAAAGUUACUAUUCAUAUCUAAUCCGGAUUAUGUAUUAUUACUAACCAGAUUAUCCUCUGGCUUAUUCUGCUUCAUUUAGUAGUCACUUAAAACCUCUGAAUCUGCAACUUUCUCGUUACUUUUAGGGAUGCAAUCUUAGUGAAACCGUGGGAUAGUGUUAAAAAUCCCUUUCUCGAAUUCGAUUGGAUAAUAGCACUGAAGACGACUGUUUCUCCAUCUAGAGUCCAGUUCUAACUGCAGCACAAUGGCUGUGUAAUUUUUACGUUUGAAUUUGUUCUCAUGUCUGAUAUUUUUCCCCGUACGGGCUUUAUGCUUAAAAAGAGGAUAUAUAUGACGUUUAUCCACUUGUCUGCAAGUUCCAUCAAAUCCUGCCGAAAAAUUACACUUGAAACUCUGACCGAUAGGCCUUCUCAAGCAGGUUCAAGUUUCUGUGGAGCCCUCUCUCUCUUACCCCUUCAAAGAGAGUGAAAAAGAAAAUAUAUUUUACCCAAGGGAGAAAAUACUAAUGGUGUAUUGGUAAGGAAUUGUUUCUUUUUUGCAAGGGUUCCUUCAUAACAUUCCAUUUCAUAUUCUGUUAAAAUUAUGCUGAUGGCGCAAUUAGACACAAUUACUUUCGUAUAGACAGUGACAGAGAGACUCGUACGUCGAAAAAGAAAGGCAUGUCACGACCCCGUCAACAGAAUGGGGUUUCUUAUUGGUCAGUCUGAAGGAAAUAUAUAUAUAUAUUGAAAUGACCAUUGGAGUAUUGUAUAACAGAAUAUUCCGAUUAGAAAAGAAAUCAAGAAAUAGAGGCAAGGAGUUUUUUAAUAAAAGUAAUACUAGAACCUAUAUCAUAUUUUAAUAGAAACCCUCUCUUUUUAUUUAUCGAAUUGUUCAAAUGCCCAUUCUUUUACCAAGCCAGGCGCAUCAAUCCCCUUUUAUACUCUUUCUAUUUCAAUCAAUAACGAAAUCCUGGCUUAUAACCUGAUAAACAAUCCUACUCAUUUUUUUCCUAUCUUAUUCCAUCGUUUAUACGUUUAUUAUUAAAAAGAGAAGAAAAAGUAAAAGAAGACGAACAAACAAAACAAAGGUAAACGGUUAAGUUUUGUGUAAACAAUACUCUAAUGUUGACACUCAAGCAGAUUUAUAAGCCUAUUGGGAGAGAUUCACUUAUUAAAUAUAUAUAUAAUAUACUGUAUAUACUAUGUAUAAAUAGUCUUUACGUAAAAAGCAUAGAUAAACUUGUAUAUAAGGGGAGAAAUAGUUUGACCAUUUUCUUAUUACUCACGCACGUUUCUAAUUGAAGACGUCAAUAUAAUUAUGUUGCCUUUUAAAUAUUUAAUAGCGUUAGUUGAAGUUUAUCUUUACAAAAAAAAAAUAGGCCUUAAUUAGUCAUUUUUCUGUUUCUUUAUCUAUUUUUAACUUGCGUAGCAUUUUUUUUUCUCUUGACUUACUUAAAUCCGUCUAAUCUUUUGAUGAAGUUUUCUGCUUCUUUUUUGUCUAGUAUUUCAGGUAUUCAAUGAUAUAACUGUGGGUGGUCUAUUAAGCAAAUAACAAACUCACGAAUGUAUGUUAUGGAUGAUGCAAUUUGAUAGUAAUGUAUAAAUAUACAUAUAAAGCGUCUAUUAAUAUAUUUAUAUUACGCUUCAUAGCGCGUGGAAAGAGAGAGCAACCGAGAGUUAUUUUUGUGUGUAAAAGCUUUAUACUGUCUAUUACUAUAAACGCCUAUAUUUAAAGCUCACUUACAUAAAUAUAAAUGAGGGAUUAAAGUAUAUAAAAAGGGCACGUAAAGUCAAUUAUAGGCUAGUUGUUUCAUCUAACAGCUGUUCAUUGACUUUCAGCUCACGCUUACGGUAUGGAAACACUCGGGGCGGAAGAAAGGAUUAAAACGGCUCAUCAGGAAUUUCGACGACGACGCUCACUAACUUUAGAAAGUCAUUCGAGCCCUUUUACUGGAAGCUCACUUGGAAAAUGUUUAGAACAAAGAAGACAAAGUAUGACCAGUGAUGAGGAUGAUAAUGGGAGGCUAUCAACUUUGCAGACGACACUGCAUAGUUCUCAGGCCGGCAAUCUAUCUUAUUAUGGAACUGAUAGAAGAAGAUGCUUUAUUCAGCACGGCUUUGUAAAUUGCGCUUUGCAAGUACUGAUUACGAAGAAGUAUGGUAUAGAGAUUUGGAACGAAAUUCGGCAACUCUGCCGGGAAAAGCUUCGUUCGCCGUCUGUUUUUAGGAGAAUGCUAUACGACAAUAUGAAUUCGAAUUAUGAUUCUGUUGAAGCAACGUCUGAAGUUUUAGGGCUGGGAACGAAUGCCGUAUGGGAAAUGUUCGGAGAAAUGUUUUUUGACUUUUGCGAAGAAUCUGGUUAUGAUAGGAUAUUAAGCGUUCUGGGUGGAACACUAAGGGAUUUUCUUCAAAACUUGGACGCUCUUCACGAUCAUUUGGCCACUAUAUAUCCCGGGAUGAGACCGCCGUCCUUUCGCUGUAGUGAAAAACGUCCAGAUGGAUCAAUGAUAUUGCAUUACUAUUCAGAGAGAAAAGGCCUUGAGCACGUAGUUAUAGGUAUGGUAAAGGCGAUCGCUCAACGUCUACAUAGUAAAGAAGUAACUGUCGAAAUAGUAUCGACGACCUGGGAAUUUUGUCGAGAUCAUGUGCAGUUCCUAAUUCGAGAAAGAGUAGCCCAAAAUCCAGCUUUAGUUCGAUAUGAUCAUUCAGUGGAGCUAUUAUCAGAAACACCUUUAAUUAGUCCUGCGACCUUCUGUAAAGCCUUUCCUUUUCACGUGAUAAUGAAUCGUGAAUUGAAUAUAGUGCAAGUUGGCCAAUCUUUAUCUAGAGUUGUUCCGGAACUCAAUCAGCCGAAUUGCAGCUUCAAGGACGUUUUUCAAAUAGUUCGACCACACCUGGUUGACACCACAUAUGAGCAGAUAAUUAAUCAUGCUGAUAAUACAACAUUUGUUGUUAGAGUCAGGGACAAAAGAAGUCAGUCACCGAGACAAUCAAUAGAUGUUCCAUCUUUUGCAUUUUUAAGGCAACAGGCAAGAUUAGGCAUUCCGGACGCUGGUUGCCGAACGAGGAUGCGUCUCAAGGGACAAAUGGUCGAGCUUCCGGACCGCCUACUGUUCCUAUCCUCACCUAACUUUGCCAACAUCGACGAGUUACUGGAAAGAGGACUCUAUUUAAGCGAUAUACCAAUACACGACGCUACUAGAGAUCUUAUUUUAUUAAGCGAACAGUUUAGAGCCGAAUACGAAUUAACUCAAAAACUUGAAGUACUGAAUGACAAAAUGCAGCAGACUUACAAGGAACUCGAAAUUGAAAAGCAGCUGACCGAUAAACUAGUAUAUUCCAUUCUACCGCCUACCGUUGCUAAUAGACUACGAUUAGGUGAACCAGUAGAGGCUAAAAAAUACUCAUCUGCUUCCAUACUUUUUAGCGGUAUAUACGAUUUUAAUUCAUUUUGCAAUAGUAAUACUCCUAUAAAAGUUGUUAACCUCCUUAACGAAUUAUAUACAAAAUUCGAUUCUUUGGCGGAACCUCAAAUCUAUGAUGUUUAUAAGGUCGAAACUGUUGGAGAUAAGUACAUGCUGGCGAGCGGUUUACCGGAACGAAGCGGCAGACAUGCGAAAAAUAUUGCGUUGGUCGCGUUAGACAUGAUGGAUAUCGUGCGCGAAUUGCAAGUCGAUGGUCAGAACAUACGGUUGACAAUUGGUAUACACAGUGGAGAAGUUGUCGCCGGAGUUGUAGGUCAAAAGUUACCUAGAUAUGCUGUUUUUGGUAGCACUGUAUGUUUAGCCAGCAGGAUGGAAAGUACCGGGUUGACAGAUUGCAUUAACAUAUCGGAGACCACUUUUGAAUGUCUACAAACAGAGGAAAAUAGAGACGAACAAUUCGAAAUCAAAAAAAGGGGUUUGGUACCGAUGAAAGGUCGAAAAGAGCCUAUGGCGUGUUACAUUCUCUCUAGAAACCUUAGAAACCUACCCAAAGUUCAAAUGAUGUUGGAAAGCGGUAUUCCAGUCCAAUCCAGUCGACCGCCUUCGGGAACAGCAACGUCACCAUUAAGCCUAAGCGAUCAGUUGACUGCAAACACGCUACGACAAGUAGCGCUCAACUUGCAGGACUAUAUAUAAUAGUAUUAUUUUGAAUUUAAGUCAAUUUUAUAUAUAUCUUCCAUAAAUACAUAUGAUAAAAUGAGCAUAAUAUACAAGUGUAAAAAAUGAGAAAAAAAUAGACGACAGGAUAAAUGCCUCGACGCCUAUCGAUCGUGGUGAAAUUUUACACCAGUAGAAAAUCUAUCAGUCGAAUUAAUUCGGCGUAUAAAUCACAUGAUGC
This is a messenger RNA of Dimorphilus gyrociliatus, 6720 nucleotides long. The record is from the annotation of a GenBank genome assembly. Lineage: Eukaryota; Metazoa; Annelida; Polychaeta; Dinophilidae.